Messenger RNA from Thelazia callipaeda (thelaziosis nematode), 2088 nucleotides. NCBI's taxonomy places the organism in Eukaryota, Metazoa, Nematoda, Chromadorea, Rhabditida, Thelaziidae. The record is from the annotation of a GenBank genome assembly.
AUGUCCGUCAAAAUGAAUGAUGAUUGUCUUGAAUAUGGUUCAAUUGUUUGGGCUAAAAUGAAAGGAUAUCCAGCGUGGCCAGCUAUGGUUAUGUACCCAUCUGAGAAAAUGGAAGGUGUACCAGCUGGUCGAUAUUCAGUGGUAUUUUUGGGUACACGUGAGACAGCGAUAAUGAAGCGCAGUGAUUUAUAUGAUUAUAAUAAAUAUCGUUCAGAAUAUGAAGUACAGCGCAAGAUCAAAGGUUUCAAUGAAGCUUUAAUAGAAGCACGUCAAGCUGUUGAUGGCUUACCGUUAGAAUCUAAGAAUUUAACAACUCCCGACAAUUGCUCAUCGACUGUCGUUGAUAAAUCAGCGUUCAUAUCAUUCGACACUACUGAUCCUAAGAGUAGCGACAAAAAGAGAUGUCGUAGAAAAUCUAAUUUAUCAGAUAGCAGUGAAAACAUGUUAGAAAAUUGUUUGCCAGCUCCAGCGUCAUUUAUGUCAAAUGAAAAACUGUCGCCAUCUCUAUCCCCAGUUAAGAAUAAUGUGGAAACAAAUAAUAGAUGGAAACGGAAUGAAAAUCUCUCACCUAUCUCAGAAACUAAAAAAUCGAAUUCUUUGUCGCAUUCAUUUGAUAUAGAUCUAGGCAACGAUCCAAUGUUGCCAAUUUUAAAUGAUGGUGCAUUCAACUUUCUUUUGGAUGGAAUUGGUUUAGACUUUGAUGAAAUUGCAAAGCCACUGAUGAAAAGUGAGGCUAAGUGUUCAAAAUCGUUAGGGAAUGGUUAUAAAUCUGAAAAAUUGCACAAACGUCAUAAUAGUAGCUCAUCCUCAGGGCGCUCGAGAUUACUUUCGAGUAUGUCUGAUGGACUAGAUGAUUUUUUUGGUUCUUCGUCGCUUUUAAGCCCAUCCGAUCCUUUGUCAUCUUUAUCAUUUAACGACAUUUUGGGAGUUUGUGACGAUAAUUUUACUGUGGAUUCUGAAGAUCGAGAUCUUAGUUGUUUUGAUCAAAAAAAUUCACAAAUGACUUGUUUAUAUUGUGGUUGGGAAUGUCAAUUAUAUGGUCUUAAAUGGAGAUGUUCCAAUAUGGAAUGCUCAAAAUGGAACGGAAUUCAUGAACCAGUAUUCUCUGAAAAAGAAGAUCCUGAAAGUUUAGAAGUAGCUGCGGAUGUUCCUUCGAAUGUUGGACUGCAUGAUAGCACUUUUGAUACCAUCCAUAAUCCGUUAUUUUCAAAUAAUGGGUCUGAAUGUUAUACUCCUUUCUUGAACAUAUUUUCUCAAACGCCACAGUCAUCAGUGAAAAAGGAAGACGAACCAGAUCAAAUUCAAAGGUAUUCUCAAUGCACUUCUGACAAAAACUUCGAUAUGCCGUCAGCAGAAACUUUUUUUGCCGUUCUGAAUCAGGCUGGAUCUGACCCAAAUACCGGAAAUUCCACAUUUCGAAGAACUAGGAAUGGACGCCCUAAAUUUUAUAAAGUGGAGAGAACACCUUCAGUAUCAGAAGACGGUUGCAGACAUUGUUUUCAUUGCAAUGGACAAGUGCGUCCACAAAUGUGCGGUGGUAGUAGACACAGAUGGCGCUGUGUUGAUAAAAAGUGCCGAAAAUGGUAUGGUUGGGUGAGAAGCCACGAGGAAAUACCAAAAGAUUUAGGAAAAAAAGGAAGGUGGAAAGAUCUUAUCAAAAUUCGACGGAAAUCACCAUCAACUAUAUCUAGUAAGAAGACUGCAAAGAAGAAUAGGAAGCUGUCAGGAACAAAUCAGUCUCGAUCAACAGCUACACGAACAUUAAGAAGUUGUGUGGAACGACGAGCACGAUGGUGGUGUAGUGAAAAAAGGGAAUUGAGAUUGUCGCCAGAAAGAGAAUUGAGGAGUGAUCCGUUAGAUCUAGCUGCAGUGUGCAUCACAUUAUCAAAAUCACUAAAUUCAGUUGCUAAUACAAAAUGUGAUGAGAUGGGUACGGUAGAUGGAUCACUGGAUUUACUAAUGGAUAUGUUAUUCAGCUCAUUCGCACCACUUUUAGUGCUAACAAAAAAGAUACCAAGUAUCCUUGAUGAAGAGAUGGAAAAAAAAAUAUGGGAGGCAUGUGUCACCCAUACACCGAAAUUCGCUUAA